Molecule: messenger RNA, 735 nt
Organism: Schizophyllum commune H4-8
Lineage: Eukaryota; Fungi; Basidiomycota; Agaricomycetes; Agaricales; Schizophyllaceae
Exons: 3
Coding region: 1-735 (244 amino acids)
Source: RefSeq, a predicted model, not a curated record
AUGCGCUCUCUCCGUCAAGACGUCGACGAUCUUUUGCGAGGCGAGGCCGAUGGUAUCGGGCAAGGCGAGGAUGCCGAAGUCGCACAACAGGGAUUCGGCGCUCCUAGCCAAGGCGCAUACGAGGAGCCAUGGUUAGACGAGCGCGACAACCGGUCAGACGAUAGCACUGAACAGAGCAAGCACGACGCGCCGCUGUAUGCCUGUUUCACAUGGGACCAGUGGGCUCCGGAGCGAACGAGACUGAUGGAGGAGAUUAUCCCGAGCGUGUUGUUGAGAUACGUGCACGGCGGGCGUGCGGUGUACCCUCAGCGAAUCACCAGACCCGAAGGCGAGGAACGUAAAUGUCUGAACGUGCUCGACUUCAACGAACGAAUUAAGCCCGAGCGCCGGGGUCUGCCUCAUCACCAGGACGUCUGGUUCGGGAGGGCGCGCAGUGCGCAAGCGAGCGUCAACUCGUACACCGACGCAGGCGCAUACGAGGAGCUCAAGCGGUGGUACGCGUACGGCCGGGUGGACAUUCCACAACUAGCUCCGGGCGAGAUGGCGACGUACGUGUGCACACGGGCGAACGUGGUUGACGAGCCCGCGUUGUUCGCGAAGACGCUGAAGACCUCGCUGCCAUAUCGGCGGUCGGUACGCGCGGUGGAGGAGGAGUUUCAUGCGCUGGAGCUGGAUCAGCAUCGGAUUAUCGGGUUCAGGAGGGACGUUGGCGAUUUGACUGUGUUCGCGUUUUAG